AUGCUUCCUGUUUCAACUUCUCUUGCAAGACAUGUGGUAACCAUUGAUGGUUAUGUUGAUGUCCCUCCUAAUAACGAAAAAGAACUCCUAAAAGCUGUCGCAACUCAACCAGUAAGUGUAGGCAUAUGCGGCAGUGAGAGAUCAUUCCAAUUAUACUCUAAGGGAAUCUUUACUGGCCCAUGUUCCACCUCUGUAGAUCAUGUUGUUCUAAUUGUUGGUUAUGGUUCAGAAAAUGGAGUUGAUUACUGGAUAGUUAAGAAUUCAUGGGGAACUUCAUGGGGUAUGAAGGGGUUUGUACACAUGCAGCGUAACAGUGGAGUUAGUGGAAUCUGUGGCAUCAACGUGAUGCCGUCAUAUCCAACUAAAACUAGCCCUAAUCCACCACCCCCGGCCCACCACCUCCAGGAACUACUAGAUGUAGUCUCUUCUCAUCUUGUCCUGCAGGUGAAACUUGCUGCUGUGCACGAAGCUUUCUUGGUAUAUGCACAGCAUGGAACUACUACUACCUAAUAACAAAUUUUGGCUAAGAUUGAACUGAUAUGACUUACAGUCAGACGCUAAUAAGUUUGAUCAAAAGUAUCUGUAUCCAUGACAACUUGAUGGUUACUGCAAUUGUCUCCAAUCAAAUGAUGCAAAAGAACACCAGCUGCAACACUGACGUUCAGACUCUCAACAGCCAUAAAAGUAC
Messenger RNA from Spinacia oleracea (spinach), 688 nucleotides. Its product is annotated as low-temperature-induced cysteine proteinase-like. Gene Ontology annotation, molecular function: cysteine-type peptidase activity. NCBI's taxonomy places the organism in Eukaryota, Viridiplantae, Streptophyta, Magnoliopsida, Caryophyllales, Amaranthaceae. Gene Ontology annotation, biological process: proteolysis. The record is from RefSeq and is a predicted model, not a curated record. The transcript is spliced from 3 exons. The coding region runs from base 1 to 510 and encodes 169 amino acids.